GUCCUAGAUGUCCGAGGCUCAUCUCUUGGGGAUCAUGAGAUCUCCUGCUUCCAGUCUAUUGAGAAUCUGACCCACCUUUAUCUAGAAGUACCUGAGAGCCGACCACUGCGCCCUGAAAACAAAGAGGAACCGCGUGUGCCCCCUAAUCCACAGACUCGCAAGAUGCGAGGCCCCCUUUCCACCACAGCGUGCUGUUUGUGCUACGCUAAGCGCACGCCCGAGGAAGAUUUGGAGCGGCAACGGCGCACGAAGCAGGAAGUACCCAUGAUACAAUUGGCAACUAACAGUGAGAACAGUACCAUCGAGUUCAAUUAUGAGAUGACGCUCCUUGCUGAAGAGGAGUACGGUCUGCACACACCUUUUGUUGAAGCUGAUUUGGCUGAACAGCUUGACCCUGACACUCUAAUUACAGACCAAGGCAUAAUGGCUUUGGGGACAAGAGAUGUCGUUGUGUUGGACAGUGGACGUCACCCUGUGGAGACAACUGUUUUCCGAAAUCCUAACCUGACUGAUUUGACAAUUCUUAACUGCAAAGGUGUUACAGAUUUAACACUUAUUCAUUUAGUUAUGCUGUCAAGUUUGAAGAACUUGAAUGUAUGUGGAUGUUCAGUUACCCCUGGUGGUAUACAUCAGUUUCGAACCCGUCGACCUGAGGUUAAGAUUGUAUCAGAUUAUUGUGGAAAAAAGGAUUGAGUAUAGAAUUUUGGUCUAUGUUGAUUUAUGUAUGCAUUCUACUCCUGUAUGGAGUUUAAAUCAGAUGUAUCUAAAAGGUGAUAUGUAUGUACCCUGUGCAAUGCAUACAUAGAGAAUCCUUUGCGGUGAGUGACCAGAAAAUAUUUGUAUGUUGAGCCGUCACCAUAGCUCUAACAUUAAGAGCUUUAGUGUUUAAAAAUGUCUGAUCUAUGAAUAUACUGAAGCCUAUUCCAAGCACAUCCUUUGUGCUUUUAAAUGAGGUUGAAGUAAUUUUCCUGAAUUGUAGUGGAGUAGAAAACCAGACAAAUUACCUCCUGUAAACUGCUGUUGAAACCUAGUAAUUUAUUUAGCAUGGUGUCCUAUUGACCUAUGAGGAGUUGAAAGAAAUAAGCAUGUGUUGUAAUGGAUUUGUGGAUCCAACAAUGAUGGUAUAAAUAUCAUAUUUUGAUUUUAGACCUAUUUGCCCUGCACCUUAAUUUUUAUGCUUUUCAGAAACAAAACGGUCUAGAAUAACUUAUUCUAGAUAUCGCUUUUUCUCUGACUGCAUUUCUCUCGUCAUGUAAUUCUGACUUUUAUUUGUAGAUGGACAUCCAAUCUGCUGUGGAUGAAUUUUUAUUGAUCUUUAAUGCAGUAAUCCAAGCUUUUAUUAAAUUCUAUUCUUUCCUAUUGGAUUUGCAAUUGCCCCAGAUUCCGAACUCCCCUUCCAGCCUAAAGUUUCUUUAAGGAUGAAUACCUUGGAAGGGAUAAGGAAGUAAAUUUUGUGAGAUUUGUUGGCAAACUCGUAUUUCCAAGAAUUUAAAGUUGUACAAGAUUACAAAGAAUUUAAAUAAGAUACACGAUUCUAGGGGUAAUGGAUUUUGGAGUUUGUUGAGAUGAGGAUAAAUUAAGUACAAAAUGCUUAAAAUACCAUGUGAUAUGUCAAAUAUGUAGGUAUAUUUGUGUAUUGUAGAUCUAGUGCUUUGAUUAAAAUGGUUGUGGUUGAAAAUGAAUAGACCAACUCUAACACAUGUCUUGGUACUUGAAGUGGACCCAUCAUCAUGGAUAAGAGAAACAUUUAUUAUUCCUAAAUUUGCAUAUUGUGUUUUCUUAGUGGAAAAUUACAAACAUCUGUGAAGAAACAGAAAUGCACAUGAUGCCUUUGCUGAAAAAUACUAGGUGCAUCAUGAAAAAUACUAUGUGCAACCAUUUCAAUAAAACUCUCACCAACAGAGGUCUUUCAACAUCCGGGAUAGCAUUGUUGAUGUUUGUUGGAAAUUUGUAAGCAGUAAAUGACAUAUUGUGACAACCUACAUUAGUUUACUUACAAAAUUCCUACACAUUAAAAAAAAGGUGACAAAUGCAUUUCAUUUAACUUAGGCUAAUAAGACAUGUUGGAGUGCACUAUGAAUAAAGUCUGAUUAUACAGUGAAUACACAUUUUUGGAAACUUGUUAAUACCUAUUUUCUUCCUGUGGCAAGAGGAAAUUGUUCCAAAUGUUUUGUUUCAACUUGUGUUCGAAGACCACAUGUGUAUAGUGCUCCAGAAAAGGCACUUUGUCAUCAUUAUGGGUGUUAUGUUGGAAAUGGUGAGAAAAGAGUAAAAGAAAUGAUUUAUUCAGUAUGUUUUUAUUUCUACAAAAGGAUUUUGCUUGUUGUGAACAAUUCUGGCAGUGUAAUGUGAAUGAUGUCAGACAACUGAUUUGGGUUUAACUAAUAUAUGUCAGCGACUUCAGCCUUCAACAGCAGCUGUUGGGAUAUCAAGCAAGGAUGGUUACAAUUUCUCUUUGAGGAAUGCAAAGCGAUGUGUUAACUGACCAAUUGGCUGUUAUCACAUAAAAGGGACCGUUCAUAAAAUAAGAAAAAAACGGUUGGCAAAUUUGCUUUUAUUUUUAUCUCCUACCCAGCCCUUUGUAAUAACCAGGACUCUGAUUCUGAUGACCUAACAAUUCCUUAAAAAGUACUUUUAAAAUUACUUUGAAAUAAGGGGAAAACAGCCCAAUUUUUUUAAAAAUAUUCAAAAAUUUGUAUGAUUAUGUUUGUUUAUUCAAGGAAUUUUACCAUUUUAAAUAAAUUUUAAAUUUUUAUGUAUGUUUAUUUUAAGAGGAAACUUAAUUGUUAGCUCCAAUCUUCCAACCAACAAUUUUGAAAGGCCGAAGAAGUUACUGAAGAUCCGUGUAAUUUUGAAAGUUAGAAAAACAGAGUCCACUGCAGUAGUGAAUCAAGUCAUGAACUGAUGAUACAAUAAAACGUGACAAAUUCACUUAAUAAUUGAAAAAUGGC
Gryllus bimaculatus (two-spotted cricket) is the source of this 2951-nucleotide messenger RNA. Lineage: Eukaryota; Metazoa; Arthropoda; Insecta; Orthoptera; Gryllidae. The record is from the annotation of a GenBank genome assembly.